This is a messenger RNA of Cylicostephanus goldi, 787 nucleotides long. The record is from the annotation of a GenBank genome assembly. Lineage: Eukaryota; Metazoa; Nematoda; Chromadorea; Rhabditida; Strongylidae.
GGAUUCAGCAAUAGAAGUGGAAGAAGUUCGUACUCCAGAUGUCUCGAUUCACAAAAUAAAAAGGAAAGUGAAGAAGUUCUACUACGAAAUUCGAGCUACGUUGUCGCGGUUCAUCUGUAAAAUAUGUGGAUAUGUGCUUUAUAAGGUGUUUCGCCGCCUGAUGACUCGUUUGCUCGUUUGUCCACAACAGAUGGAGCGACUUGUUGAAGCUGAAAAGACUGGAAUCCCACUUGUAUAUCUGCCUCUACAUCGUUCUCAUCUUGAUUACCUGCUUAUAACUUGGGCCUCGUGGCAUUUUGGCCUUCGUCUGCCACACAUAGCGUCAGGAGACAACUUGAACUUGAGCGGGCUUGGAUGGCUUCUUCGCGCAACUGGUGCGUUCUUCAUUCACCGAAGGGUUGAUGAGCAUGAUGAAACUGGCAAGGACGCGAUCUACAGAGCCGUUCUUCACUCUUACAUAGAGCAAGUCUUGAAGAAAGGGAUGUGCAUAGAGUUCUUCUUGGAAGGCACUAGGAGUCGAUUCGGCAAACCAUUGUUACCAAAACACGGUCUCAUAUCAAAUGUCGUUACUGCCGUGCAGGAAAAAGUAAUUCCUGAUUGCUAUCUUGUGCCCGUUUCCUAUACUUAUGACAAUGUUGCCGAAGGAGUAUUUCUUGAUGAGCUGAUGGGUAUUCCAAAGGUACGCUGCGGUCAUAUUAAAUAUUAUCAAAACGUGCUUGGUAUUCGACGACUUCAGAAACGCGAAAGUGUCAUCGGCGUCAUUACUGGAAUAUUCAGAAGUUUUGGC